UCGGUUUCUUUUUCAGGGCGGAGAAAGCCAUAAACUCACUUUUUUCAUCAAGGAGGAGCCUGGAGACACACCAACAUGCACCAAAGUGGAAGCUGAGAAACAAGUCGAGCUGAGCUCAGUAAAAACCUCUUUAGACAGCCAGUCCGUUGGCGAUGCCCACCCGACUACAAGCUAAAGAUUGAUCACCGAUCGCAAGGAUCCCCCGUCAGCUGAUCCUGCAGAGUAGCCGGAAGAAUCAGACCAGUUCGCCCCCCCUGGUUAAAGCUCCCAGGGAAAAGAAGCAAAAAUGUCAGAGAGGGGAGGCCAGAAGAAAUCCAUCUUUCUGUCAUUAUUGGUAUGUUGUAUGUUUGCUAGUGCAGAGGAUUCCGACUGUGGAGAGUAUGAGUUCUUCAACAAGACCAUCAACAGCUGCCAGGCCUGCCCUCAGUGCCAGCCAGGACAAGAACCUCAUAUGAGCUGUGGUUACGGUUCCAAGGAUGAGGACUUUGCCUGUGUUCCAUGCCCUCGUGGAAAAUACUCCAAAGGAAAAUAUGAGAUCUGCAGACGCCAUAAAGAUUGUGAUGCCCUCUACAAAGCUUCUGUUCUUGUGGCAGGGACCCCAGAGAGUGAUGCAGAGUGUGGACCUUGUUUGCCAGGGUAUUACAUGCUGAAGAACAGACCUAAAAACCUCUAUGGGAUGGUUUGCCACUCCUGCCAAAAUGCACCACGCAACACCAAAGAAUGCAUGCAAACCAACAAGCCAGAUACAAAAGCUUCACCUGAUACUGGUAGCACAACAAUCUUACCUCAUCCAAAUAAAGAGUCCCUGGGACAGGGUCACCUAGCAACAGCUCUUAUUAUCGCCAUGUCAACCAUUUUCAUCAUGGCCAUCGCCAUCGUUCUCAUCAUCAUGUUUUAUAUCCUGAAAGCCAAACCAAGUGGUCAGGCAUGUUGUUCUGGACAAGUCGCAAAAGCAGUGGAGGCUCAGACCAACAAACAGGAGGACAAAAAGGACGUCCCUGACAGUGUGGUGAUCUUCGCAGAAAAAGACGAGUAUGACAAACUGAAAGCUCCUCCUCAGAAGACGGUGAAAAGUGAAAAUGAUGCAUCUUCAGAGAAUGAGCAGCUGCUGAGCCGCAGCAUUGACAGUGACGAAGAGCCCACAUCAGAUAAACAGGGAUCGGCAGAAAUCACAAACCCUAACACCAACCUGUGUCUUGUCAACCUGGGCAACAAACCUGACCUCUGCCUGCUCUCUCUGGGACUCUUGGACCGCGGCCGUGCCUGCAAUGGCAACCCCAACGGUACAGCCAGCCAGGCCAAUAACAUCCCAAACCCCAACCACAUCAGCAAUGUCAACCACAUAGCCAACAGCAACCACAUCAGCAGUGUGAAUGCGCUCAACAACAACAAUAAAACUCCAGGGAUGCUACAGAGUCGUAGGAAGAAGAUACUAGAUCUGUAUGCCAGAGCCUGUAAUGUUACUGAAGGCCUAAGCCCCACAGAGCUUCCCUUUGACUGUCUGGAGAAGGCCAGCCGCAUGCUGAGCUCCUCCUACAGCAGCGAGGCGGCCGUGGUGAAGACAUGGAGGCACCUGGCUGAGAGUUUUGGGCUGAAGCGAGAUGAGAUUGGCGGCAUGAGUGAUGGUCUUCAGCUCUUUGAGAGAGUGAGCACAGCGGGCUACAGCAUCCCUGACCUCCUAACUCGCCUAGUGCAGAUCGAGAGGCUUGAUGCCGUGGAGUCGCUCUGCGCAGAUGUGCUGGGAAACAGCGAGGUGGUGGCAGUGGCGGGACGGCAGAGUAUCAACAGCUUUCACAGCCAGUUGGUCUGUCCUUCCCCGUGCACAUCUCCUUCCCAGCGUUGUGCCAGUGUCUAAAUAUUCAGUGAAGCAGACUUCAGAGACUUAAAAGUACAUGUGUAUGUAAGGACAGAUUCUCCUCUGAGAAGGACAUCACAUACAGUGUACAACUUACCCAUUACAUGAAGAAUGUCAGUGAGCUCCUGCCUACAAGCUUUUUUUUUCUAAUAAGAAGCUAAUAUCCAAAAUAUUUCAACAUGCUUAUUUUUUUGUGCUGCAAUUUUCGAGAGAGAUGAACAAAGAUUAAAACCUCAGAUGCUAAUUAUUCUCUACUUUGCUAUCGAUUAGAUUUUCUUCUGCAUGAAUAAUCAGCGCAAUAAUCUGAAUUUGUUUUUCAUUUUAUUAGCAUGUUGCCUCCCUGAUAUGCUUCAGAAUUUUGUGGAAAAAAAUAGCUGAAAGGCCUGUGCGCUGGACGCAACACAAUAAGAAAAUUUUUCCAAACUUAUUAUAUUAAAUUGAGUGUAAAAUUGAUUAGAAAUGCUGCAGUGUGCUGGAGAGCAUCCUGGCCAGCUGGAUAUAAAAACUGGGGAGCCCCUUCAUCACAGCAUUGGGAAUGAAUUGAAAAAGAGACCUGAAGAUGCCCUAUAACGGUACUCCAGCAGUCUAUGUUGCUUUAUUCUGAUGGGCCUCUACCCAGUUGAGAGCACUCCAAAAAGAGUAAGACCUAAAAAAUAGCGUGUUUGAACUGAGUCUUAGUUGUACUCUUACUGUACCUUUGGAUCAGGACCAAACCCUUAUGCUUUUUCCUGCAGUACCCAGAUGUUUGUGCCUGUAUAAAGAAAGCAACCUGGUUUGACCGCAGCAUUAGUUAACAUUCAUAACUGCUCCUUUAACUGUGUUGUCAUCACUCAGAGAGAAGGAAGAUAUCAGCUCCCUACUUGAAAUGCAAUCCUCCUAGCCAGCUGGCAAUGCUAAAGCAUCAUUCAGUUCAGCUUUCAUCUGCUAAACUCACUUGUGAACUUGUGGUAUUUUUUCAUGCACCAGUGUCUCUUGCUGAAUUUGAACAUAACCAGAAAACAUGUGCAAGAAGACAAGAGCAGAUCAGGAUAUGAUCUUUUUAACAGAAUUGAAUGGAUCAUAUUAAUCCCGCAUCUACUCCAUGAAAUCUUGACUUCACCACUUUGAUGUAACCAUUAAUUAUCAUACAAUAUGUGGAGAGAGUUUAGGAAAACUGAUGAUUUGCAGAUACAGUGUGCAGAAAAGUUCAAAGACCCACUUCACAAAAAGCAAAUUCCCAAAACCCAUAGAUUCAUUUUAGGUGGGGUGUUCAGUGUUCAAACAUUAAUCCAAUAAACUGGAUGAGGACAGUGCUCAGCCACUGACCACAUGUCUACAAUUCACUGUCUAUAACUUUAAGACAGAUUCACAUACUCUCCUCCUGCAGCUACUUCCUCAGCAGUGACCCAGCCUGUGACCCAGCACUAUAACUCUGCCUGUUUCUCUGCUUUUACCCCAAUCCUGCGGUCUACUGCUGCCGCCAGCCCUAAUUAUUUGGCGUGUGGCUCCCCAUGCCCCUAACAGGCUAAAGUGUUGUGGUUUACAGAGCGGGUGCAAAGUGCCUGUGAUUUCCAGCACCUAAUUAAGCAUUUAGGGCCACUUAACUACUGAAAGCCCAGUGGAAAAGCUAUAAAAACCCUGCAUUAAAAGAGCAAUGCCAGGACAGAUGAAUUACUAACUCCCCCCAGGGUUGCUGCACUGUGCACGGUGAAAGAUUGCUGCCGGUCGUGGUGGAGCUAGCGCUACAGUUGUUCUACAACGUCUGCUCUCAUUCAGCUUUUGUGGUUGGCUCAGUCAUGCUCAGACAGGAUUUAGCCCCCCUCUCCCCUAUGGGACCAAUAGACUAAACAAGAACAAUAUGCAGUUGUGUGAGUUCUAAAAGGCAGCUGAAGCAAGUUAGGUGUUGUAUGCACGGGGCAGAAAUCUCAGCUCUGAUAAGCAUCACACUAAACCUUGGAGGAGCGUUGUUAAUGUCCAUCUUAACUUUAUUGACAGUGAUGCCCACAGUUAAGAAGCUGUAGAUCAGGUCCACUAAUUUUCAUUUACGGUUAAGCAUCAAAACUAAGCAAUGAUCUCCAAAGUCCGAGCAACGCCAAGAGCUGCUUUGAUGUCAUUUCUGCCUGAUCUUGAUCUGACGCCUAAUGUUGCCUGCAUAAUAUCCCAUAACUGCUCAGCAUUGCAGUUUUUCUUUCCUUACGCUUUAUGGUCAUAUCUUCCAUUGCAAUCUGGGGCUGGACUCCAGCACUUUAAAUUAAUGUGCAUGUUUAUCACCUGCAUAUCUAUCAUUCUCUUGUGUGUUUGAUCUUAAGCUCUAAUUUCAAAAUAUUGCUCUCUCAGAACAGUGUUGUCAACAAAUGCAUUUACAUUUAAAGCGCAUUAACUUUUUUUUCUUUUACAUUUUAUACAAAAUGUCUGAAAACAUUAACUGUUGGAUUAAACUGAUGUGAAACAGAACUUAUUUUCAGACAAGAAAAUUUUUUCGUCUGACAUAUUUUAUGCUGAUAUACAGAAGCCAAACAUAAAUUACUUACCUCAGUAGCACAUACGUUAGUAUAGUACAUGUAGAAAUACACAAGCUCUUCACAGAACCAAAGUGUAACUGUAUAUAUAAGUUAUUAUUGUACAUAAAGUAUGCUUUAAUAAAGAUGUAUGUUGGAAGGUC
Molecule: messenger RNA, 4496 nt
Organism: Melanotaenia boesemani (Boeseman's rainbowfish)
Lineage: Eukaryota; Metazoa; Chordata; Actinopteri; Atheriniformes; Melanotaeniidae
Gene: edar
Product: ectodysplasin A receptor
Exons: 12
Coding region: 287-1855 (522 amino acids)
Biological process (GO): positive regulation of canonical NF-kappaB signal transduction; positive regulation of JNK cascade
Cellular component (GO): plasma membrane
Molecular function (GO): signaling receptor activity
Source: RefSeq, a predicted model, not a curated record